AUGUCUCAGGGCUGCUUUGACAAGGCCAUGGAGGCACAGAUGCCUCAGCCCUCACUGCUGUAUUUUAGUGGGCGCUAUGGUGAUCUGAUAACAUACAGUAUAUUUUGGAAGUCUCAGCAGCAGCAGACAAAUCAAAACCAGGAAAUCAUCUUUGGUGGAGACUCCCAAAUCACUAUCACCGGUAUCUCACAAAGCGUAAAGAUCAAUAGCCAGACAAGAGUGGCAAUCAUUGAGCAAAAGAGCAAAAAUUUAUCAUGGAAAACGAUCUGGAACUACAACACGGGUGUCAUUGCAACCAAAGUCACACAACAGAACACCUGCUACAUUUCCAUCAUGAACAGAACUGACAUGCCAAGCUUUGAUAAUCUGGCCCGACUGGCAGCAGAGAGCAGGAACCUGCUCGGUCUUGGAAGGCCGACCAAGAAGAUCACCUUUGUCACCAAUGGAUUGGUCAACAACCUCAACUCCUACGGAAUAGACAUCACCGCUAUGUGCAGCGGACUCACCACCUACAUGGCUUACGAAGUUCACAGCCUCCAAGGAAAUCUGGGAUCAUGCGUAACCCUCAAUAUCUUGCAAGCUCUCGAUCUGAAGUACUGCAAUACCAAUGGUCAGUCUCAGCAGAUUCCAGGCAUCAUCCUCAACAACACACAAGUCAUCAUUGGUGGCCAGUCCCAAAUUGUGACCAUCAACAGGCAAUGGCACGUGGCAAUCAUUGAGCAAAUGACUGGCAGCUUCUCCUGGAAAACCAUCUGGAACUACAACACGGGCGUCAUUGCAACCAAAGUCACGCAACAGAACACCUGCUACAUUUCCAUCAUGAACAGAAGCGAGAUGCCCCGCUUUGACAAUCUGGAGCGCCUGGCACAAGAGAGCAGGAACCUGCUCGGUCUUGGAAGGCCGACCAAGAAGAUCACCUUUGUCACCAAUGGAUUGGUCAACAACCUCAACUCCUACGGAAUAGACAUCACCGCUAUGUGCAGCGGACUCACCACCUACAUGGCUUACGAAGUUCACAGACCCCAGGUGCCUCUGGGAUCAUGCAUUACCCUCGAUGUCCUGAGAGCUGUGGAGCUGAAGUACUGCAUUGGCAAUGGCAGUUCUCAGCAGAUUCCAGGCAUCAUCCUCAACAACACACAAGUCAUCAUUGGUGGCCAGUCCCAAAUUGUGACCAUCAACAGGCAAUGGCACGUGGCAAUCAUUGAGCAAAUGACUGGCAGCUUCUCCUGGAAAACCAUCUGGAACUACAACACGGGCGUCAUUGCAACCAAAGUCACGCAACAGAACACCUGCUACAUUUCCAUCAUGAACAGAAGCGAGAUGCCCCGCUUUGACAAUCUGGCGCGCCUGGCACAAGAGAGCAGGAACCUGCUCGGUCUUGGAAGGCCGACCAAGAAGAUCACCUUUGUCACCAAUGGAUUGGUCAACAACCUCAACUCCUACGGAAUAGACAUCACCGCUAUGUGCAGCGGACUCACCACCUACAUGGCUUACGAAGUUCACAGACCCCAGGUGCCUCUGGGCCCAUGCAUUACCCUCGAUGUCCUGAGAGCUGUGGAGCUUCAGUACUGCAAUGGCAAUGGCAAUUGGAAUGGCAACUGGAAUGGCAACUGGAAUGGCAACUGGAAUGGCAACUGGAAUGGCAAUUGGAAUGGCAAUGGCAACUGGAACGGCAAUUGGAAUGGUGGUAACAAUUGGAAUGGCAAUGGCAAUUGGAAUGGCGGUAACAACUGGAAUGGCGGCAACAAUUGGAAUGGCAAUGGCAAUUGGAAUGGCGGUAACAACUGGAAUGGCGAGCUGCUGCCCAAUGCCAACCCUGAUGCCCUCCUUGCCUGGCAUCUCCUCAUCGACAGCUUCCUGCUGGAGGCUGCAGAUGCUUCAAAAGAGCAAUGGUCUCAGCAGAUUCCAGGCAUCAUCCUCAACAACACACAAGUCAUCAUUGGUGGCCAGUCCCAAAUUGUGACCAUCAACAGGCAAUGGCACGUGGCAAUCAUUGAGCAAAUGACUGGCAGCUUCUCCUGGAAAACCAUCUGGAACUACAACACGGGCGUCAUUGCAACCAAAGUCACGCAACAGAACACCUGCUACAUUUCCAUCAUGAACAGAAGCGAGACGCCCCGCUUUGACAAUCUGGCGCGCCUGGCACAAGAGAGCAGGAACCUGCUCGGUCUUGGAAGGCCGACCAAGAAGAUCACCUUUGUCACCAAUGGAUUGGUCAACAACCUCAACUCCUACGGAAUAGACAUCACCGCUAUGUGCAGCGGACUCACCACCUACAUGGCUUACGAAGUUCACAGCAACCACCAGACCCUUGUGCUUCACAAUAUUAAGCCAUGUGGCUUCGAUCCUUGUAGGUUUAUCCUUAAGAACUUAAAUGACUUCCAGUUGGUAGGAGUCUUUCUGAAUAUCAUAGCCCAUGUGUCUGGGCCCAUGAACUGGCAGCAGCCUCAAUGUGCAAUGCCCAUCCUUCGGGACUCUCAAGAGCCAGUGCAAUAG
Messenger RNA from Cinclus cinclus, 2496 nucleotides. RefSeq lists its product as uncharacterized. Lineage: Eukaryota; Metazoa; Chordata; Aves; Passeriformes; Cinclidae. Bases 1 to 2496 code for a protein of 831 amino acids. The record is from RefSeq and is a predicted model, not a curated record. Gene Ontology annotation, biological process: regulation of cell population proliferation. The transcript has 18 exons.